Triticum turgidum subsp. durum (durum wheat) is the source of this 1437-nucleotide messenger RNA. NCBI's taxonomy places the organism in Eukaryota, Viridiplantae, Streptophyta, Magnoliopsida, Poales, Poaceae. The record is from the annotation of a GenBank genome assembly.
AUGGCGUUCGGCGAAGGGGGAGGCGACGCCACGGCCCCUCUCAUCUCCUCCGACGGGCCGAAGCGCCAUCUCAACAUCGUCAGGAACGGGAACGAAUGGACGGCGUCGGCGCACGUGAUCACGGCGGUGAUCGGGUCCGGGGUGCUGUCGCUGGCGUGGAGCAUGGCGCAGCUGGGGUGGGUGGCCGGGCCGGGCAUGAUGGUGGUGUUCGCCUCCGUGACGGCGCUGCAGUCCACCAUCUUCGCCGACUGCUACCGGUCGCCGGACCCGGAGCACGGCCCGCACCGCAACCGCACCUACGCGCACGCCGUCGAGCGCAACUUAGGUAGCAACAGCGCGUGGGUCUGCCAGUUUUUGCAGCAAACAGCCUUGUUCGGCUACGGCAUUGCCUACACCAUCACCGCUUCCAUCAGCUUCAGGGCGAUCCUGAAGGCCAACUGCUACCACGCGCACGGGCACGACGCGCCCUGCAGCUUCGACGGCAGCUACUACAUGCUCAUGUUCGGCGGGGUGCAGCUCCUCCUCUCCUCCAUCCCGGACUUCCACGACAUGGCGUGGCUCUCCGUCGUCGCCGCGGUCAUGUCUUUCUCCUACGCCUUCAUCGGCCUCGGCCUUGGCCUCGCCAGCACCAUCUCUAACGGCGUCAUCAAAGGGAGCAUAACGGGCGUCCCAAUGAAAACCCCUGUCGCCAAGGUAUGGCGCGUCUCACAGGCCAUCGGCGACAUUGCGUUCGCGUACCCGUACUCCUUGAUCCUCCUAGAAAUUCAGGACACCCUCAAGUCGCCACCGGCCGAGAACAAGACGAUGAAGAAGGCGUCCAUCAUCUCCAUCCUGGUCACCACCUUCUUCUACCUCUGCUGCGGCUGCUUCGGCUACGCCGCCUUCGGGAACGACGCGCCGGGGAACCUCCUCACCGGCUUCGGCUUCUACGAGCCCUACUGGCUCAUCGACUUCGCCAACGCCUGCAUCAUCCUCCACCUGCUCGGCGGCUACCAGAGCUCUGAACUGAUACGAAGCAAAACAAAAUGUGAGCAGGUGUACAGCCAGCCGAUCUACCAGUUCGCGGACAGGCACUUCGCGGAGCGGUACCCGGGGAGCGGGUUCGUGAACGACUUCCACACGGUGAAGGUGCCGCUGCUGCCGGCCUACAGGGUGAACCUGCUGCGGGUGUGCUUCCGGACGGCGUACGUGGCGAGCACGACGGCCGUGGCCAUCUUCUUCCCCUACUUCAACGAGAUCCUGGCGCUGCUGGGCGCGCUCAACUUCUGGCCGCUGGCCAUCUACUUCCCCGUGGAGAUGUACUUCAUCCAGCGGAAGGUGCCCCGCUGGUCCACCCGGUGGCUCGUCCUCCAGGGCUUCAGCACCGUCUGCCUGCUCGUCAGCGCCUUCGCGCUCGUCGGCUCCAUCCAGGGGGUCAUCACCCAGAAGCUAGGCUAG